UUUGUUGUGCAGUUCGUACAUUUGGACUACGGUAGAGGAUAUAUAUAAAUAUAACCUUGUUCGCUGUUAUUAUUAUUAGUAAGUCUACGUAAUAGUUCACUUCACAUUAAACGCGCGAAGCGUAGGGACCGAAAAAAUGACGUAUUUAUUUAUCUUCGCAAUUUCGCUAAACUUAAUAAUAGCGAGUCUUUCUUCCGUAUGCGUUCCAGAUACAAGACAGAGGUCUGAUGAUCUGGCUCCAGACGGAAAUUCUUACAGUGCUGUGUUUUUUAACAAAAGCUACACUAGUGAUUGUGGUUGUGACAGUAAAUACACUUGUGUGCGUAAGUGUUGCGAUGAAGGCUAUUUCAUUGACCUAAACGAGGAAACGCUUGAACUUAAGUGUUUACGUAAUGACUCAAUUAAAUUAUCUGUUCCGAUCUAUAAGAUGGGAAAUGUAAUUAUCGAUAAUAAUCCGAUAAUCGAUUUCCGUUACUUAUCGGGCGUUAACGAAUGUCUGCUUGAUGACGAUGACAAAAAUGCCUAUACGGCCACAAUGGAUGAAUUUUAUAUUCAAAAAAAUGGAAAAUUAUGGAUGUCGAGUUUGAAUACGUACUUUAAGCCGGAGCAUUAUUGUCUCGAAUAUGAUGAAGAUAAUGGACCGAUUGCGUAUUUAUGCCUUCUAUCCUACGAUGUUCAAAGUUUAGAAAUAUCUAGUCGUAUAACUGUGAUAGGUAUGAUGAUAUCACUACCUUUUUUACUGGUGACCUUCAUAGUUUAUGGAGUAUUACCCCUUCGAAACUUACAUGGAAAGGCGCUAAUGUGUUAUAUAUUCUCACUAUUUACAACAUAUUUAUUGUAUAUAAUUAUACAAUUGCACCCGGAUGCCGAAAGUUUAGAUGCAGUUCUAUGUAAAACCUUGGCGAUGAUCUUUAUGUACUUCUUUGAGGCGUCGUUUGUUUGGAUGAACGUCAUGUGCAUCGAUAUUUACUUGACGUUCAGCGGCAUAAAAUUGAUAAUAUCCGAAAGAAGAAGGAUAGAAUCGAGGCGCUUCAUCUACUACAGUAUAUAUGCAUGGGGCGCACCUCUGCUCUUACUGAUCCUGGUCAUAGUCAUGAGUAACUCCGUAAAACCUAAUGCUUGGUAUAACCCGGGAAUAUCUGAUCAACAAUGCUGGUUAAACGAUGGAAUACCCACACUGUUGUACCUUUACUUGCCCAUGGCUAUUCUGAUUAUUACGAAUGUAAUACUGUUCGUAAUAACUGCACACAAAGUUAGAGUAGCAAGCCGAGCUACAGCGAUGUUAAGAACGGGAGAUAAUCGAAGUUCGAAUGAUGAUACCGUCAGACUUGGGGUUUAUGUAAAGCUUUUUUUAUGCAUGGGCGUAAACUGGGCUUUAGAAAUAGUCACAUGGGCCAUUGAUUGGCAAGUUGAGAAUGUACCACGGGCCCUUUGGUAUGUCGCCGAUUUAUGUAACGCCCUGUUCGGAUUACUUAUUUUUAUUAUCUUUGUGUGUAAUAAAAAAGUUUGGAAGUUGAUGAAAAUCAAGUAUUAUGAAGUCACCGGUAAAACACCGCCUACUGCAGUGUCUUCAACGGAUGAAGUUACGUUGGAAAAAUACAAAUAAAACGUGAUAGCACUAAAUAGCAUUCCAUUCCUAUGACUUUUGAGAAGAGAAGAGAUUACAGAGUGCCUGUUUGAUACAAAUGCUUACGUCAAUGUCCACUUAAUUAUUUUGUGAGGGUUCGCGUCAACACUUUUUUCCUGGCUGUGAUUGGAUAUAGCUCCAAAACGAAGAUUUUUGGUGGUUACUUGUCAUGGCAAACCACCGACAAAAUGGAAUGUAAAUAGCAGAAAUUGUUGUUGCAAUUCCGAUUUAAUAAUUCUUCCCAUAAUAUGCUUUAUUUUUGACGGCCAACGUCCUUGCACUUAUUGAAUUUUUUUAAAACUACGUUGACCAAUUUCCCUUUGAUCUAGACCCAUUAAUAAAUUUUUUUACUGA
Photinus pyralis (common eastern firefly) is the source of this 1981-nucleotide messenger RNA. Its product is annotated as G-protein coupled receptor Mth2-like. The transcript is spliced from 6 exons. The record is from RefSeq and is a predicted model, not a curated record. Bases 137 to 1606 code for a protein of 489 amino acids. Lineage: Eukaryota; Metazoa; Arthropoda; Insecta; Coleoptera; Lampyridae. Gene Ontology annotation, biological process: G protein-coupled receptor signaling pathway; cell surface receptor signaling pathway. Gene Ontology annotation, molecular function: G protein-coupled receptor activity. Gene Ontology annotation, cellular component: membrane.